This is a messenger RNA of Aspergillus chevalieri, 6564 nucleotides long. RefSeq names its product putative SNF2 family helicase. The transcript is spliced from 5 exons. Bases 1 to 6564 code for a protein of 2187 amino acids. The record is from RefSeq and is a predicted model, not a curated record. NCBI's taxonomy places the organism in Eukaryota, Fungi, Ascomycota, Eurotiomycetes, Eurotiales, Aspergillaceae. Gene Ontology annotation, molecular function: ATP binding; ATP-dependent chromatin remodeler activity; methyltransferase activity.
AUGCCCCUUCAAGCACGAAAAAGGAAACCCACCACCACUCCACGCUCACGCCGCUCGACGCGUCGAAAGCCUUCCAAACAAACCUCCACGACAACAUCCCCAUCACCAUCCUCAACGACCACAGCGACUACCCUCGAAAUCCCAGUCCCCUCACCCCCAGAUCCCACAGCCCACGGCCUCCCCCGCGACAUUCCCGAAGUCGUCCGCUCUCUCCCCUACGCUGGCAAAAAGUCCCCGCGCACGCUAUUAGCACGAGGUCUUCCACCCAUGUACCAGCUAAGCAAUAUAUACCAGGACAUGACGAGGCGGGCAAUGGAGUUGGGGUUUGGAGAUGUGGUGGAGCAUUUGGGGGGUAGGGCGUUGAGGGUUGUUACUGUUUGUUCGGGGACGGAGAGUCCGUUGUUGGCAUUGGAGAUGGUGCAGAGGAGUUUGAGAGAGGAUUUUGGGAGGUGUUUUGAUUUCAAGCAUCUGUUUAGCGCUGAGAUUGUGCCGUUUAAGCAGGCGUAUAUCGAACGCAAUUUCCAUCCUCGGUAUUUGUUUCGAGAUGUUGCUGAAUUGAAGGACAGAGUAGCCCAAACCGCAUACGGCUCCCUCGAGAAAAUCCCCAAAAGUCCUGACAUUCUAAUCGCUGGUUUCUCCUGCGUCGAUUUCUCGGGCUUAAACAACAACCGCAAAACCCUAGACGAAAAGGGCGAGUCCGGCGGAACGUUCUGGGGGAUCAUUCGGUAUGCGAUUACAUACAGACCACGAAUUGUGAUUUUGGAGAAUGUGAAAAAUGCACCAUGGGAUGAGAUCAAGGAAAAUUGGAACGAGAUCGGUUAUUUCGCUGUGCACUUGGCUGUCGAUACGAAAGCAUAUUACCUCCCCCAGACCCGCGAACGGGGAUAUAUGUUCUGCAUUGACCGUAGCCUCUUGGAAGAGCGAGAGAUUCCAGAAACAGACAUGGAGCAGUGGCUCGCCCUCUUCACGGGAUUCAAACGGCCAGCCAGUUCCCCGGCCGGAAUGUUCCUCAUGGACAGCGAUGAUCGACGACUUGAGCAGAUCGAGAGAGACAUGGCUGCCUACAUUACCUCAUCAUCUGCCAAGACGGCUGUUAACUGGGCGAGAUACCAAAUUCGUCAUCAGGGAUAUCGUCUAGAGCAGGGCUUGGGACAUCGACGGCCGAUUAGUAGGUCUCAGGAGGAUGGGACUUGUCAGAUGCCGGAUUUUGCGUGGCAGACGUAUGUGAGGUCAUUGCCGGAGAGGGUUUGGGAUACGAUUGAUGCGAACUUCUUGCGGAAGCUUGGGGAGAAUGGGUAUGAUAUGAACUAUAAAGAGAGAUGCAUCGAUCUAUCACAAGGCCUCGACAGAGAAACAGAUACCCGAGCAUAUGGGCUCGUGGGCUGCAUCACGCCUUGCGGUAUCCCGUACAUUACGACACGAGGCGGUCCACUGUGUGGUCUUGAAGCACUCUCCCUCCAAGGCCUCCCGUUGGACAGAUUGCUACUCACUAGAGAAAGACAUCGUGAACUGCAAGACCUCGCAGGAAACGCCAUGAGCUCGACAGUUGUCGGGGCUGCGGUUCUCUCGGCGUUGAUUGUUGGAUACAAGGUUCUUAAUCCUGGCGACAAAACUGCUCCGAAGAAGGUUGAAUCGAAGCGUAAGCAAAUCAUCCCACGAGAUGAUUACCGAUUGGUUUCGAGCGGUGUGCCACUGGGCCAUGUUUUCAGCGUAGACAUAGCAUAUCUCCAAAUGCAGGCCGCGCGCAGCGCAAGAUACUGCACGUGUGAACGACAAACAGCAACACAACAGAACAUCCUGAGGUGCACUCUAUGCGACCACACAGCCUGCUCUGUCUGCGCCGGCAACCCAACACACGCCUACGAACGCUGGUCCAGCCUGACACGCAGCCAACCACUGGACUUUGUCAGUCAUCUGAAGAACAUCCUUCCUACCCGACUAGUCCUCUCCGGUAUCUCCCCUGAAGAUUAUGAUUCGCUAAGUACAACUUCUUUAGGCUGCCCUCCCGCCGUCUGGAACGAUUUCUUGGAAGCAGUUUCACGAGCAAUUGGCGACGAGCUCCGAUUUCUGGACAUCAAGCGAAGCGAAGAUUGGACCGUUUCUUACCAGGGAAGGUAUUCCAUUUUGAAUCUUAUCAUUAGCCCCACGAGCAUUCAUUGGUUAUUCUUUGCGAAGCCGUCGGAGCUGGAACCGGCCCUUUGUCUCAACCGCGAGAUACUCUCCAAACCCAUUGCGCGGAUGACGCCUGUUCGUGAAUCCCUUCUUAACGGUGAAUGGGAAGUAUGUGCGCCAAUAAGUUCCAGGUGUACAAUGGCUUUCUCUGGAACUGGUGAUCGGGUCAUGUCAUAUGAAGCGCGAUGCGGACUGCAGAUGAAGCAGUUUAUUGGAUCUGAAGUUUGGAGCCAGAUCACAGUUCAAGCGGCAGAUGAGGACGUAAGAGAUCUAGAAAUAGAUAUCCGCGGAACUUAUGAGCUCUUGCCAGAAUGUGGAACGGCAAAUGCCUCGUUGCAUAAGAAAGAUGCUACAGCUGGCACUCCUGCAGUAUAUUUUUUUUUGGACCCUCAUAAGGUCAACGAGGCUGAGAAUGAUUCGUUUGUUUUCUCAUUGGAGCAUCGUCGUAUUCCUGGGUAUGCGCCGCGGUUGACUGUCGCUGAGCUUUCGCAUAUAUGGCGCCCCUCCAGAGCAACUACCGAACCGGAGCAUGUCAACAUGUACUAUCGAAAAUGGACCAAAGCCCAGACGGCUCAUUUGACGCUGUACGAUUCUGAUACUCCGAUAACUUGCGCUAAGUUACAUCCUGGGACAGAGAUCUCUAUUGGAAGGUCUGAAUGCCGUGAUGCAAACAUCACGCUAUUGUCGUUCUCAGCGCCAGCAAGCUUGAUCAAAUCAUCAACAGCCAAAGACUCUUGGGAAAUCAUCAACCCUAUCGAGUCUUCAGACAUGUUAACGGACCUUUCUUGGUUACUACAAAGAGUCGCAGGAUUCUCCGACUUCCAGCAAUGGACUGAGGUUACCAACCGCAAUAACCUUAUUCCCAGCAAUGAAGAUCCCAUCUGCACAGUCUGCAUCCCACCCAAACCACGAACGCUCUGGGGUCGAAACAGAAAAGGUUGGAUCAAAGCAUACGAAGAUCCAUACGAUGCAGCUCUUUACGAGCGACAGGUUAAAGCAAAGCCCUCACCCUUUUUGAUCUUCCGCCGUGUUGAUGAGGAUGAUCUUGGACAUCUGCGGGUUACAUUAAACAUCCAAACACUUUUGCAUCAGGCUUGUGACAAGUUAGUUGGACCGAAUAUUGGUAAUGAGGUUGCAUUCUUUUGGCGCUUGGUUCCCAAUGCUUAUGAUGCGAGAAAUCUGAAAUUCCCGAAGUUUAAAUUGAGCAGUAACAAGCAUGAUCCGCAGUCAAUACAACCGCCCGGGUUUCGUUUGGGUCUACGGCCAGAGCAGCUGCGCUCGUUGUCGUGGAUGAUAGGCCAAGAGGGCGAUGAUGUUGCACCGUUCGAGGAAGAAGAGACCGAGGAGGCGUUUCUGCCGCUCAUGAUGUGGCGCGCAGAAGCUAGGGCGACCACACAAAAGGCUGUUCGUGGAGGUGUCCUUGCGGAUGAUGUUGGAUAUGGGAAGACAGCUAUUAUUCUUGGGCUCAUUGAUAUCCAAGCUCAACGCGCCCGUCAUACCGUUCAAGCACCGAUUGAAGGCUUAAUUCCAUCAAAUGCAACGCUUAUCGUCAUCCCUCACAUAAUGUUGCCCCAAUGGAAGUCGGAGAUCGAAAAGUUCCUAGGAAACAGGUAUAAAGUCUUGGUGUUCCAAUCUGCCGCCUCAUUUACGAGCAAGACAAUUCGCGAUGUUCGAAGCGCAGACAUUAUUUUGGUUUCUUGGUCUGUGUUCAAUAAUGGUGGCUACUACGAGAAGAUGCACAAGUUCACUGGAAUGCCGCGCGUUCCUAUGAAAGCGGGACGCAAUUUUGAUCAUUGGUUUAAGGAUGCUCAGGUUUCGUUGAGGUCUCAUGUUCAGAUUUUGAUGGAUCAAGGUCCUAAUGCCCUCUUGAAGGCGAUUCGUGCCAAACGGCAAGAGGUCAAGGACAAGCAGGCAAAUUCCACGUAUGUUCCAUCCAGGCGGCUCAGAGGGAAGGUGUAUACAGAAGCAAAUAUAGAGAAACUGGACACGGAUUCCAAAAUGCACUAUGCGGAUGUAUCUAGUGCGGAAGAAGAGUCUGAUGCCAGUGACAGCGAGUAUCCUGACAGGCUUAGGGCCAAUGUCGACCGGCAUCUGAAGCUCCGAGCUACAGGGUCACUUGGUGCUCACCAUACUGACGGCCUUGAUGAUUCAGAUUCUGAAGGCCAGGAGACCAAAUAUGAAGAUUCUUCGACAGACGAUCCCGCCGAUACCCGCAAUUGCUGCAGAAAAGGCCGCGGCAGGAAGCGCAAGAACGAUUCGGGCAGCGUCUCAAGCGGGAAAGGCAAAUGGAACGAUCGUAAAGAAUUCAACAUCACUGAAGACGACUCUCAAGACUGGACGACUGUGAAAACACCCUUGCUGCACGCUUUUUCGUUCAACCGUCUCGUUAUUGAUGAGUUCACAUAUGCCAAUCCAGAAAGACUCGCACCUCUUUUAUCGUUCGAGGCACACUCGAAGUGGAUUCUUUCCGGAACGCCCCCGCUGAACGACUUUGCCGAUGUUAACACUAUUGCUCCCUUUUUGGGUAUCCAUCUUGGAAUCGAUGAUGAUGAUUAUGAUGACCAGUCCCAGAAUAAACGACUCAAGACGAUAUGGAAGCAUAGAUCCGAAGCGGAAGCUUUUCAAUCCUUCAAGAUACCACAUAGCGAGGCAUGGCACCGACGACGGCAUGAAGUUGCGCAAAACUUUCUCAACCGUUUCGCGCGUAAGAACAUCGCCGAAAUUGACGAGAUACCCUGCACGGAGCAUAUUGUCCUAAUCAACCAGUCUCCAGCCGAGAGGGCUAUUUACCUCGAGCUGUACAAGCAGCUAAUGGCUCAGAAUCGCCAGCUUCGUCGACGCAACCAGGGGCAAUUCGGAAAUGAUCAGAUCGAACGACUGGACGAAAUCAUAAGCAGCAGUUCGAGUCCCGAAGAGGCCUUGCUUAAGCGAUGUUCCUCACUAGCAUUGCAGGGUCGUUGGGAUGAUGGAAAACCCGAAGCUGUCACCUGUGAGACGCUUCUUGCUAUUCGUGAGAAGCAGCUUGACGCCCUCGUGCAUGAUAUACGAAUGAAGUUUAAGCUGGCUGCUUGGGUGUAUUGUAGUUGUGACUUGAAAUAUGAAUCCUUCCAGAAGUUUGUCGAGAGUCUCAUCAGGCAUGACUUUGGUGACAGUGAGGUCACAGAAAAGGCCUAUCCGCUUCUUAAAGGUGCUGUCUUCAUGUCAAAACAUGACGACUGGAAAUUUUUUUUUGCUGAAUUACGAGACGAUGGAAGUUCUGAAAGAAUCGUGGAAUUCCAGAAUCAAUCAGAAUCGGACGCCAGCGAUAUUGAUAUCAAAGAAGAAGAUGACGAAAACUUUCUACCCUCAGGGUCACUUAAGAAAAGGAAGACAAACGCCACUGGCAACGGCAUCAGGAGCCCUUCCAACCAGAAAACCGGACGAAAGAAUACCACCAACUCUAAAGCAAAUAAGAUUGAACAACCCGACCUCCCCCCAAAACUGCGAAAAACAUACGAAUACGAAGUGACCCUCCACGAAGUCACAUCCACCCUCCGCAACCUAAUUGUGGAAUGGGUGCUCCGGGAAAGAGCCCUCCGCUUCCUACGAACCGUCCGCCUCAUACAAACCGGUACAGAGAUCCCCGUAUGCGACGGCUGCGACAAUGGCCCCAAUACCCUCGACGACGGUAAUGUCCUCGGCUCUUGUGGACAUGCAGUCUGUGCGGAGUGUGCCCGAGAAACUGUCCUGAGAGAGGAAUGUGCUGUAGAUGGAUGUCGUGGCUCAGGAAAGCGGUUCAAUAUCAUCAAAGCAAGCACCUUAGGCUACGACCACAAGGACAAGAGUGCGACGUUUGGAGGAAGCAAAUUAGACAAGCUGAUCGAGAUCAUCCAUGGCAUACCCAAGGAUGAAAAAGCACUGCUAUUCAUCCAAUUCCCCGAGCUGAUGGAAGUCGCAUCAAAAGCACUGGAACUAGCACAAAUAAAACACACGGUGAUUUCACCUACUGAUCGUAGAUCAGCUCAAAAGGUCGAGCAGUUCCAGAAAACAAGUUUUGGAGAUAACCGGGUCCUGAUCUUGAACCUUGGUGGUGAAAUGGCGGCUGGAUUGAACCUCCAAUGUGCAAACCAUGUUAUCUUUCUCUCGCCCCUCCUCGGCCAGACCCAGUAUGACUAUGACUCAGCCAUGACCCAGGCCAUCGGACGUUGCCGUCGAUACGGGCAGACCGGACACGUCCACGUCUAUCAUCUGCUGGCGAAGCUGACAAUUGAUGUGAAUAUCUUCCAGGAGCGUCGAGAAAGGGUGCUUGUUGAGAAGGAUGGAAGGCCGGUGUUGGUUAGCCAUGAGGAGGCUGUGGAGUCUGAAGCUAUUAGUUGUGAGGGACCGUCAUUGGUCAUGGAUAAUGCAUUUUGA